UUAGGAAUUUAAUUUACUUAUUAGUUUUUGUGAAAUAACACAAUUCUAUUUUGUUUUAUGAACAGUUUGAUUGUUAUUUUGAUAAGAUUAUCAUAAGUCAUUAUUUUAUUUUUUAUACUAGUUGUGAUAUGGUCAAUACUCAAUUGUUUGUUUCAGUAUGGUAACUCGUUUACACAAGUGGAUUCUACGAUACAAUUCAAGCUCAUUACUAAGUUUCUGCAAAUCUAAGACAAUGGAACAGAAAAAAUGCUACCUCAGAUAUGUUCAAAAUGAAGACCGAGUCGAUAUAGCUUUCUUAUUAAAAGUAAAAGAAGAUAACAUUAGGCAGUUUAAUUUAAGUAGACGACCAUCUGAGUCACUUGAAAGUAUCCUGGCCCGCAUCGGGACUAAUAUUCAAAAAGUUCUUCAAAAAGGUAGCAAGAAAAAAGCACAACCAACUGAAGGCAAAACCGUGAUUGAUGCCAACUUUUAUGUGAAUGAAAAUAUUGUGGAUAAUACCAAGUCUUGUAUAGACUUAUUUGAUAUUGAAGAUCCAGUUACAUUAAAAAUUACCGACUUCGAAUAUGAAGCAGUAUUCAAUCCUCCUUGGGUAUUGAGUUUAUCUUUACCUAGAAGUAUUUUGGCUGGGUUUCCAAUAUAUCCUGAACAUUUUGCCACACAAAAUACUGAAGACAGUUUUAAUACCUUUAAAUGGUAUAAAGGCAUGUCAGUCAAUGAAAAAGGAAAUAAAAUUAGUGAAACUCACAUAAAGUGGGAGUUCUUACAGAGUGGGUUUCCAUAUACCCCUUCUACAUCAGAUAUUGGAAUGAAGUUAAAACUUGAGUGUAUACCAGGCAACAGUUCUAUGACUGGUCCAGUGGUGGAGGUGCUGGCUACAAGCCUAGUUGAAGCAGGCCCAGGAAGGUGUCCUUUUGAAAACAGACAUGCAUUUACCAGUGAAAAGCUACAGUCUGAAAGGUUUCGCUGUGUGACAUACAAUAUACUGGCUGACUUAUACUGUGACUCUGACUUCACAAGGACAGUUCUCCACCCCUAUUGCCCACCUUAUGCUCUGCACAUAGACUACAGAAAACAGCUUAUAAUAAAGGAAUUACUAGGUUACAAUGCUGACAUAAUGUGCCUUCAAGAAGUUGAUGCUAAAAUAUUCAACAAUUGUUUAAAUCCACUGCUAUCCAUUGAGGGAUUUGAUGGCUGUUUUUACAAAAAAGGCAAACAAGUAGCAGAGGGGCUCGGGUGUUUCUAUAGAAGAGAUAGGUUUAGUUUGAUUUCAGAACACCGAAUAGUUCUAUCAGAAGUAAUUAAAAGUGAACCUUGUUUUAAAUCAAUUUGGGAAUCUAUUAAAGAUAAUGCUGCUCUUCUAGAAAGGUUAUUAGAUCGCUCAACAGCAUCCAGUUGUACAAUAUUGCAAUCAGCUGAUAAUCCAGAGCAAAUACUUGUUGUGGGAAACACACACUUGUACUUCCACCCUGAUGCAGAUCAUAUAAGACUUUUACAAGGUGGAAUGUUUAUUUAUUGGUUAAGAGACAUAGUGAAGAAAACCAAGGAACAGUUUCCCAAUAAAACGGUUUCCCUUAUUUUGUGUGGAGAUUUCAACAGUGUGCCUUCGUGUGGAAUCUAUCAACUUUACACCACUGGUUUAGCUCCAAGUGAUCUACCUGACUGGAAAUCAAAUGAAAGUGAAGCAGUUACCAAUUUAACUUUACAACAAGACAUUGGUUUAAGUAGUGCCUGUGGAACUCCUCAGUACACAAACUUCACAGCAGGGUUUGCAGAUUGUCUGGAUUAUAUUUUUUAUGACAAUCAAAAUCUAACUGUUGAUCAGGUGAUUCCAUUUCCAACGGUAGAGGAGCUGCAAGCGCACACUGCGUUACCAAGUAUAGUGUUUCCGUCAGAUCACAUAGCGCUCAUUGCCGAUUUAAAGUUUACCGCCAAGUAACUAAAAUAAAAAGUUCAUUUUACUGUUACCAACACUACAAACUAUUUAUAAUGUUACUGUUUUGAGUUUUAUUAUAAGUGUCCCUAUAAAUAUAAGGGCUAUA
Plutella xylostella (diamondback moth) is the source of this 2039-nucleotide messenger RNA. Its product is annotated as 2',5'-phosphodiesterase 12. Gene Ontology annotation, molecular function: 3'-5'-RNA exonuclease activity. Gene Ontology annotation, biological process: nuclear-transcribed mRNA catabolic process, deadenylation-dependent decay. The record is from RefSeq and is a predicted model, not a curated record. NCBI's taxonomy places the organism in Eukaryota, Metazoa, Arthropoda, Insecta, Lepidoptera, Plutellidae. Gene Ontology annotation, cellular component: mitochondrion.